AUGGUGACUGCCUUUCAAAGCCGAAAAUUUACUAGUUCUCUUUCAAGCUCCAAUGAUGCAUCAUUGGAGAAAUCAUGCCACCUCUGUUCCAAGCCUCUUGAAAAAGCCAAAACCAAAAUCUGUGCUUCUUGCUCAAAACCAACCUGUAAAUAUCAUUCAAGAAUAAACAGAAGCGGCCUAAUUGUGUGCUAUAAUUGUAUGUACGAAGAAAUAAAAACAAAUUUAAUUAUAGAGAAAAAUAAACAAAUUGCCAUAUACAACACAGAUUUAAUAGACAUUGCAAAGCAAAGGAAAGAACUAAAACAUGACAUCAAAGAAAAAACUUCAAAAAUCCAAAAGCUAGAAAAGCAGCUGCAAAAUAUAGAAAAACCGUUUGAAAACAAAUGUGAAAAUAUUAAUAGAAGGAUUGAGUCAGAAAUUAAGUAAAGUAUUCUAGACGAUGACCAGUAAUUAUUAUUUAUGAUAAAAUAAUUAAAAUUCACAUCAAAAAGUAUAUAAUGAGCCUAAUCUUAAUCUUAAUUAACUUGCUUUAAGUACUCAUCAUGCAUAGUCCUUUGGCCAUUUCCAAGCUUGGUGCCCGAUAAAGAAAUCGCUGUCCAGUUCCUAUCUCCACCUAUCUUCUAGAGGCGCUAGACGGCAGUAUCCUCGAAUCUUCGCCUGCUCUAACCUACAGUAUGUCUAACUUGGGUUACCUGCCAUGAAAAUUCAGAAAAUAUAUUUUCCAGCCGUCUCGUCCCGAUAUGGAAACGAGCGACAAGCGGUCCCCAGUAAAUUUCUAAUGGAUUAGUAAUGCUAUUCGCUGACAUCUCUAGACUUUGAUGAAUAUACCCUUUCCAAUCUCAUGUUCCAUCCAUCAAUCCCAAGAGUUAAAAACCCAGCCUAGAAUUCAGACUUGGGCAAAGUGCCACUACUCACUCAGCAUUGCUGCCUAUUUCUCUGCUUGGAAAACCUCGCUGGCAUAAUUAAAUAUAUGUCGAGGCUGCAUGGCCUCUCGGCCAUGCCUGGGUCAAAGCACCAUAUAUAAUUAUGUAUAUAAUGAGUCAAUUCAAAAUGAACUCACGCAACUAGAAACAGUUUUCCGUGACGCUGAAAGGACAAAAAAUGCUAUGAAGAAUAAGUUAUUAGAAACAGAAGGAGAAAUAGAAAUUCUUAAUAAAAACAGAAUGAACCUAGAGUGUGGGAAAGAUAUGCUGCUAAAUAGGCUGAAUGUCUUGAUGGCCGAAACCAAAGAAUUAGUGCCUUAUAUCAAAUUGAGAGAAUUUCUAUGUGGAAAAUGCAAAAGAGCCAUAAAAAGAAGAUUUUCAGAGUACAUAAUUGGUAGCAUUGGACAAGACCAAAGCAGAAGUAUUUUUGAAAGCGUCAUAAAUUACCAGAAAAGUGUAUUAGUAGGAUAUAACUCAAGAAAGAUAAAAGAUGAGCCUUCAGAAUCUUGCAACUGCGAUAUCAUGUAA
Blepharisma stoltei is the source of this 1451-nucleotide messenger RNA. NCBI's taxonomy places the organism in Eukaryota, Ciliophora, Heterotrichea, Heterotrichida, Blepharismidae. The record is from the annotation of a GenBank genome assembly.